Messenger RNA from Paramecium pentaurelia, 4155 nucleotides. Lineage: Eukaryota; Ciliophora; Oligohymenophorea; Peniculida; Parameciidae. The record is from the annotation of a GenBank genome assembly.
AUGAUUAAUGAAAUUGAACAAUGCUUUUCAUCUUAAGAAGCUUAUGCAAAAAUAAAAAAGUAUAAAGACACUUUUCGUGAAUAACAAAGGUUUUGUUUAUUUUUAUUUUAGUUAAAUGUCUCCAAUUAUUUGUGAGGCAAUUUGUGCAACAAUGACUGAAGGCACUCCAAUGAGUAAAUUAUUAGCCUUGAGAGUAAAAUAUUAUCAUCUAAUUCUAGCUAUGUAAGGAAUUGAUGGACUUAAAAUCAGAUUCAUUUACCAAACAAGUCAAUGAUAAAAUUCUUUCGAAAAUGAAAUAAAUUGCAAUCUUUAGGAAAAAUGAUCAAAGUGAUAUCAGAGGUAAGUUUUUAUUCUCUGACAAUCCAUGUAUCUAUUUAUUAAUAAGCAAGCCAAGGAAAUAGCAUCUAUUGGAAAUAGUUUAAUGAAAUUAUGUCUAGAUUGCAUUAAAGUUUGGGCUUUUUGGUAUCCUUAGAGCAAUUUUAAAGUUGUUUAUGAUGAUUUAAUUGUAUAAGGUGUCACAUUUCCAGCAAAAUACACUUACUUUAAAGAAUAUAAUGAUAAUCCAUCAUCUUUAAAUUAAUCACUAAUUCUAUCAUCUCACUCAUCUAAGGAGUAACCUUUAAAACAAUCUAUUCCUAAUUAAAAAACACAAAUAGAUGGAUAAUAAUUAUUAUAACAAAUUAACUUUGAAAUUGAAAAUCUAGUUAAUAUAGUAUAAGAUUAAGAAUCAAAUGAAACAGUUAAUAAUUUAAAUCUAAUAAUAAAACAUAAUCUAGAUCAAUGUAAUGGAUAAAUAGAGUAGGUUUUAAUACAUAUUAUUGACUCUGGUGAGGAACAUUUAAUUAAUGAUUUAAUAUCCAAAUAAGAAAUUGUUAACCAAAUUAAACAAGAUUAUGAAGAUUAUCUUAUAAAAAAACUUGAUUGGAGUAAACUUGGUUAGAAAUUUAAUAGAUUUUCUUCAUUAGCUUAAACUCCUGAACCUAAUUAAAUAAAUAUAUCUUCAUAUUAAAAAUAGCAACCAAAUCAAUAAUAAGCAUAAUCUAUUCAAUAACAUGUUAAAUCGAAAGCUGAUCAAGCUCUGUCUAUUAUCCGAGAAGAAACUAUUUAAGAUGCUGAUCAAAUAGAAAAAUCUAAACAAAAAGAGUCAGAUAUUCUUUAGGAGGACAAUAAAGUAAUAUUAAUUCAGAAUAUUAGAUUUCAAUGAAAUAUUAGUCUCUAGUGUUAAAUUAGAAUGAAAAUAUUAAACCAGGUGCUUAAACAUUUCAAUCAGAAUUAUAUAAAAAAGAUAAAUUACAAUAAGAAAAUAAAAAACAGAUCUAUAAAUCUUUAUCUGUUGAAGUUAAUGAUGAUAUUAAUUAGAAUGAAAUUUAAACUAAAAUUACUAAAUAAACUGAUUAUACAAGCACUAAAUAAUCAAAAUAAACAAUUUAGAACCUUAAUAAAAAUAUAGAAUAAUAGUCUCCAAAAGUUAUAGCUAAUUAAGAAUUAAGUAAUAUCUAAGCAAACCAAUAAAAUUUAAAUUCAACAAUACUCUAUAAAACUAUUAAUAAUUAGAUAUAAACUAAUCAAAAAGAUUAAUAAUAAAAUUAAGAAGAUAAGGAACUAAAAAAUAAAAAAAAUAGUGAUAAUGAUUUAGAAGAACAAAAAUCAUUAAUAAAGAACAACGAAAAGGAAAUUAAAAUUUAGUAAUAGUAAUAAUAGUAAUAAUAAUAGUAAUAAUAAUAACAAUAACAAUAAUAAUAAUAAUAAUAAUAAUAAUAAUAAUAAUAAUAAUAAUAAUAAUAAUAAUAAUAAUAAUAAUAAUAAUAAUAAUAAUAAUAAUAAUAAUAAUAAUAAUAAUAAUAAUAAUAAUAAUAAUAAUAAUAAUAAUAAUAAUAAUAAUAAUAAUAAUAAUAAUAAUAAUAAUAAUAAUAAUAAUAAUAAUAAUAAUAAUAAUAAUAAUAAUAAUAAUAAUAAUAAUAAUAAUAAUAAUAAUAAUAAUAAUAAUAAUAAUAAUAAUAAUAAUAAUAAUAAUAAUAAUAAUAAUAAUAAUAAUAAUAAUAAUAAUAAUAAUAAUAAUAAUAAUAAUAAUAAUAAUAAUAAUAAUAAUAAUAAUAAUAAUAAUAAUAAUAAUAAUAAUAAUAAUAAUAAUAAUAAUAAUAAUAAUAAUAAUAAUAAUAAUAAUAAUAAUAAUAAUAAUAAUAAUAAUAAUAAUAAUAAUAAUAAUAAUAAUAAUAAUAAUAAUAAUAAUAAUAAUAAUAAUAAUAAUAAUAAUAAUAAUAAUAAUAAUAAUAAUAAUAAUAAUAAUAAUAAUAAUAAUAAUAAUAAUAAUAAUAAUAAUAAUAAUAAUAAUAAUAAUAAUAAUAAUAAUAAUAAUAAUAAUAAUAAUAAUAAUAAUAAUAAUAAUAAUAACAACAGUAAUAAUAAUUAUUAUUAUCAUAAUAGUAAUAGUAAUCAGAAGAUUAUUAAAAUUCAAAAAAAAAUAAUUAUGAUGAAAAAGUUAAUUAAUUAAAAUCUGGAUUAAAAAUUGAAGGAUUUGAUUAAAUUUAUAGUUUUUCUUAAAGAUAAUAAAACCUCAAUGAAAAAAAAAAUGGAAAUUUAAACUAAAUAGAUGCUUAAGUUAAAUUAGAAGGCUAAAUUAAUUAAAUUUAAGAAACUUAUAUUAAGUAAAAGCAAAUAUAAAAUUUUAAGUAAGACUAAGCAAAUAAUAGUUCAAGAAUUUCUUAACCAUCCUUAAGUUUAAGUUAAGUAUCCUAAAGAAAGUUAGAAUAAUCUUAACAAUAACAUAGAAGCUCUUCAUAAAAGCGAGAAAAUUAUCAUGUAAAUGACAAAAUAGAAAUAGAACUUUUAAAGGAAGAAAAUCAAAGAUUAAAAUAAUAAGUUACUUAGAUUAUAGAAAAAUAUGAAAUCAAAUAAUAAUAAUAUUCUUAAGAAUUAUAAGAUAAAAUUAAUGAGAUUUCUAAUUUAAAAUAGAUUUUAUAUGAGAAGAAUGAUAAAGUUGAUAGUAACAAUUAAUUGCUAAAAUAAUUCUAAGAAUAUUAAAAACUCUAAUUAGAUUACUAAACUCUUGACUACAAACAUAAUUAAUUAUAAAAACAAUAUGAUAAUCUAUAUUAAUAGCAUGAACAGAUUUUGAAUGAAAUGUAAUUAAAAUCAAAAUAGAUUGCCUUAUAAAGUAAAGAAAUCUAUGAAUUAAAAUAAAAUAAGUAAUAAGAAUUUGAAAUUAAAAAGAGAAGUGAAUCAGUAGGUUAAUAUUCAAAAACAGCUUAACAAUUCCAUCCAUAUAAUUCGAACUUAAAAUAAAGUUUCUAUGAUGAACCUAUUUUGACAGAAAGUUAAAAAAGAAUUAUUUUUCCAUUCACAAAUCCAUUUGAAUAUUAUAGGGAUCGUUUAAAAAAUAAUUAAAAAGGCAUGAUUUCUGCUUCUUAUUCUGAAUGGUAAAACUUAAAUUUAGAUAAUUAAAAUAUUGGAUAUUUAAAAUAAUCAAUCUUAUCCAAUUAAUCCUUACUAUUUACAUGUAAAUAAUUGGAAAUUGGAUGUAAAUUAGAUAAAUUUAAUGAAAGAAAAAUGAUAUUACAUCUAUUUUUUUUGAAUUCCAAUAAAUUAUCAGGUUUUAAAAUGGAUUUAAAUUUUUAAUUUGUUAAUGAAAUAUCAACUGGAAUUUAAAAAAGAUAGUCGAUUUAAUUAUAUUAAGAUUCUUCUGAAGAUCAAGUAAUUGAAUUUAAUAUUAAUUAAUUUCCUUUUGGAAUUUCUUUUGUAAACAUAAAAAUUUAAACAACAAAAACAAUUAAUUACAAAUGUUAUUUACCAAUUUCAUUGUUUAGUUGCUUUAAAUUUAUAAGUUUAUCUUUAAAAGAAUAUUAGAUAUAUUGGCAAUCAGUAAAAAAUUAUGUAAUAAGAAGUCAAGAAUUUGAAUACAAUUUUUGUUGGGUAAGCAAUGUGUUCAGUAAGAAUAUUUUGGUUUUAGAAUUGAAUAGUCAUAAAAAAAAGGAGUUUCUAGCAGGGAUUGAUGAAAUUAAAUAUGGAUCAAUAAUAUAAUGUGAUAAUUCAAAUUAUUUAGUAAGAUAUAUAUUAUAGCCAAAUAAUAAAAUGUUAAUUUAGAUAUGCCAGUUGAAUGGAAAAUAGAAUAUAUCAGAAUACAUCUUAAACAUUUUAGUUUUUAUACUUUCUGUUUGA